Messenger RNA from Ornithodoros turicata, 496 nucleotides. RefSeq names its product splicing factor 3B subunit 6-like (gene Sf3b6). Gene Ontology annotation, cellular component: cytoplasm; nucleus. Lineage: Eukaryota; Metazoa; Arthropoda; Arachnida; Ixodida; Argasidae. The record is from RefSeq and is a predicted model, not a curated record. The transcript is spliced from 4 exons. Gene Ontology annotation, molecular function: mRNA binding. The coding region runs from base 85 to 447 and encodes 120 amino acids.
UUCGAGAGGCUGAAACCGUUGAACGUGUUUAGGUGGCCAUUUUGGAGUUUACAUAGAAACGGAAGAUAUACAACAUACUUAAAAAUGGCUAUGCAAAGAAAGACAAGUGUUCGGCUCCCUCCCGAAGUCAACAGGAUUUUGUACGUCCGAAACCUACCGUACAAGAUUUCAGGAGAGGAAAUGUACGAUAUCUUCGGCAAAUACGGUGCCAUACGUCAAAUAAGAGUAGGAAACACGCCAGAAACGCGAGGGACAGCAUUUGUUGUCUACGAGGACAUCUUUGACGCGAAGAAUGCUUGCGAUCACCUUUCUGGGUUCAAUGUAUGCAACCGUUAUCUGGUUGUAUUGUAUUACCAACCCACUAAGGCCUUUAAGAAGGUCGAUAACGACAAAAAGAAAGAAGAGAUUGAUAGAGUCAAGAAGAAGUAUGGCGUUUCAAGCGACUGACCACAUCAUUGUUCUGUACUUUCACUUGUAUAUAAACUCUGAAACAUGA